Messenger RNA from Archocentrus centrarchus (flier cichlid), 779 nucleotides. It is a transcript of the gene higd2a, whose product is annotated as HIG1 hypoxia inducible domain family, member 2A. Gene Ontology annotation, biological process: mitochondrial respirasome assembly. Bases 35 to 388 code for a protein of 117 amino acids. The record is from RefSeq and is a predicted model, not a curated record. The transcript has 2 exons. NCBI's taxonomy places the organism in Eukaryota, Metazoa, Chordata, Actinopteri, Cichliformes, Cichlidae. Gene Ontology annotation, cellular component: mitochondrion.
UUCGCUUUUCCGGUUUUUCACUUCCAAGCUAAGUAUGGCGGCCGCAGCACCCCCCGGAGUGGCAGAGCAAACACCUAAAGCACCUCCGCAGAGGGCUGUGCCGUUUGACUUGUCCCAGCCUCCAAAUAUCCAAGGCUUCAACCCUUUGCCUAAGACCAAAGAUGAAACAUUCAAAGAAAAGUUUGUGAGGAAAACCAAGGAGAACCCAUUCGUCCCAUUAGGUUGCUUGGGAACAGCGGGAGCACUGAUGUAUGGUCUCCGUGCCUUCCAUCAAGGGAAAACCAGACAGUCCCAGCUGUUAAUGAGGGGACGCAUCUUUGCUCAAGGCUUCACUGUUGUCGCCAUUAUUGUUGGUGUUUUUGUCACGGCUCUGAAACCUAAGCAGUGAAAUGCAUUGAUGCCACGUCUGCCGUUGUCCAUUCAAACUGCGGAAUCAGACUUCUUUGGAUAAACUGAGUGAUGUAUUGUGUCUUUAACAUUGUUCAGAUACAUAUGUUAAUGGCAGCAUUAUUUAUUGCUGUUUAAAAACUGUGAAUUGCUCACAGUAAAUGAGUAUUUUGCUUCACGCUCGCAGUGUGGAAAGUAGAACCAGCUUGUUACCAGACAACGUAAGCAAGCUGAACUUCUGUAACUAUACUAUAAUGAUGUUGAAGCAAAAUGCUGAUAAAUGUAAAUUUUCUUGCUACAUGCUCACGAUGAGCUUGAUUUCAAAUGUAUCCCACAAAUUCUUACUGCCAUUAUUAUUCAUUAUUAUAUUCUAAUAUAAAUUCACAUUUGAA